This is a messenger RNA of Aspergillus campestris IBT 28561, 1459 nucleotides long. RefSeq names its product TatD family hydrolase. Gene Ontology annotation, cellular component: cytosol. Gene Ontology annotation, molecular function: 3'-5'-DNA exonuclease activity. The transcript is spliced from 2 exons. Lineage: Eukaryota; Fungi; Ascomycota; Eurotiomycetes; Eurotiales; Aspergillaceae. Bases 494 to 1459 code for a protein of 321 amino acids. The record is from RefSeq and is a predicted model, not a curated record.
UCUGGUAUCACUUUCUCUCUGUCUCUCUCUUCAUCCAUGGUCUCACUCUGUACGAUUGGACUAGACUCGACUGGGUCGACUGGUCAUUCCUUGCUUGUCACCUCUAGCUGCAGCAAUCCGGUGCAUUCAAGCCAACCCUAGACUUGGCUCGGACCUAUUUGCUCCAUCUCUCUCUACCUGGACUCGGACGAUCAGUGUUUACCUACUUAUCUAGUACAUCUAGUACUAUUUGGACUAUCGAGCUAUCUACUAUCUACGAUCUACCAUCAUUGAUAGGCCAAACAUCCUCUCCACUCGGCUUCGCUACCCGUGCCGAUCUCUCGCUUCCUGUCUGUCUCCACUACCCAUCCCAACCCCAACAACCCCAAUGACUCGCCAAGUCGUGUCCCCGAUCCACUCGUGGAGAAAUCCUGCAGUCAUGGCAGACCUGGCAACGGGAUCACAGUGUCUUUGACCAACGAUACAACGCUCGAAAAGAUCGUCUAGCCCCAACAUGUCACAACAGUCACAACAGUCGCAACACCCCAACCCCCCCUUGCGAUUCGCCGACGUGGCCGUCACCUUCACGGCAGACCAAUUCCAAGGCAUCUACCGCGGCAAGAGAUACCAUGAUCCCGACUUUGCACAGGUCUUGCAGCGCGCCCGAGACUAUGGCUGCGAGCGCGUCAUGUUGACCACCAUGACCCUCGCUGGCGCCCACGCCAAUCUGGAAGUCGCCAGGGAGUUCUCCGACAUGUGUACAGUGACCCUCGGUGUGCACCCCUACCACGCGGGCGAGAUCUACGCUGUCGACGGAAAGGCACACCUGCAAGAGCUGCGGGAGCUAGGUGUCGCUCUCCUCGCCGAAGGUCCGUUGUCGCCGCUGGUGGCGUUUGGCGAGAUCGGUCUCGACUACGACUAUCUCAACCGCGCCGACAAAGACACCCAGCAGCGCGCAUUUCGCGACCAGCUCGACCUCGCCGUCGAGCUGCAGUUGCCCCUCUUCCUGCACGUGCGCGAGUCCUGCGCCGACUUUGUCGACAUCAUCACCCCCUACCUGCCCCGGCUGCCGCGCGGCGGGCUCGUCCACUCCUUUGCCGGGACCGCAGACGAGAUGCACCAGCUCGUCGACCUCGGGCUGGAGAUCAGUGUCAACGGGGUGUGUUUCCGCACCGACGCGCAGCUCGACAUGGUGCGCCAGAUCCCGCUCGACAAGCUCCAUCUUGAGACCGACGCCCCGUGGUGUGAGGUUCUGGCUACCGAUGAGAAGAUUGCACCCUACUUGGCGGAUGCGCGACCGCAGCCGCCGUCGCGCAAGCACAACAAGUUCCUCCCGGGCCAGAUGGUCAAGACCCGGAAUGAAAGCUGUACUAUUGAGCGUGUGGCCCUGGUGGUUGCGGGCUUGAAGGGAGUGGCCGUCGAAGAGGUGGCGCAGGCUGCCUGGAAUAACAGCGUGCGUCUGUUUGGGCUGCACGUGUAG